AAAGUGUAUCUCUAAAAGUUAUUAAUAAUUAUUAUUUUAAAUAGAAAGAUUCACGUAUUUUGAUUAUUUUUUUUUCAAAUAUGGCGAGUAUCGAUACUUGUUUGUCAGUUACGCAAAAAAUAUUUAAACAAAAAAAGACUUGUAGGAAAUUGUACAGUAUUCAACAUCUAUUGUCUAAAAGGAAUCAGUCGACAGUAUCACAAAAUGACUUCGAAAAGUGUGUGAAACCAGAUAUCGAUAUCACAUUAUGCAAAUCCUCGAAGCUUAAUGACAAUGUCACCAAUAUUCUAAAAAGUGGCACCCAAAUUAAGUUUGGUACUAUUUUCACAGACCACAUGCUCAAAAUACACUAUGACAAGCAUGCAGGUGGCUGGCAGAAACCAUACAUCACGCCUAUGGAACAUCUUCACUUACAUCCCGCAGCUAAAGUUCUUCAUUAUGCUACUGAGGUAUUCGAAGGAAUGAAGGCAUAUAGAUCAGAACAUGGCCACAUGAACCUAUUCAGACCAGAAUUAAACUUGCAGAGGUUAAACAAAUCAGCUAAACGAGUAGGCCUACCAUCAAUAGAUUCUGACAUAUUACUCAAAGGUAUUGAACGCCUAGUAUCUAUCGACAACGAGUGGUUACCCGUGUCUGCGCCGCUCAGUUUAUACAUUAGGCCUAACCUCAUAGGCACAGAAGGCACACUAGGCGUGGCACAAGCUGAUACAGCCCUUCUUUACGUAAUAAUGUGUACAGUUGGAUCAUAUUUCUCUAGUAAGUUCAAGUCUGUUCGAUUGAUGGCCAACCCAAAAUUCACUAGAGCAUGGCCUGGUGGUUGUGGUGACUUUAAAAUAGGCGCUAAUUACGCCACCACAUUAUAUCCUCAGGAAUUAGCUUCAAAAUUAGGUUGUCACCAAAUGCUGUGGUUAUAUGGUGAAGACCGGCAAAUCACAGAAGUUGGAGCGAUGAACGUGUUUAUUUUUUACAAAAACCAAAAUGGCGAAAAAGUAUUAGCCACUCCACCAUUAAACGGUAUGAUAUUACCAGGCAUCACCAGACAGUCGGUAUUGGACUUAACUAAGGAAUGGGACGAAUUUCGUGUUGAAGAGAGAAACUUUACUAUGAAUGAAUUAAUUGAAUUGAAUAAAAAUAACAAAAUACUUGAGUUUUUUGGAACUGGUACAGCAGCAGUCAUUAGUCCAGUAUCGUCCAUAUUAUACGAAGACGAAGACGUGCAAUUACCAACCAUGGAGCAAUCGAAUCCGUUGUACGCGAGGCUCUUCAAAACGAUUACUGAUAUACAGUACGGUCGGAUAGCGCAUCCGUGGACUAGAGUAGUAGACGAAAGACCACAUUUGUACGAAUCUCAAAACUACAAAUAUGCCAACUAAAAACCAUUAUAACUUAUUAAUAGAUCAUCGCACGACACUUGAUAGCGGUCAAUUAUUAUAACGACAAUUAUUGCAUAAAGCGUUUAUUUUUUAUAAACAUAAUAAUUACAACUACCUACGUUAAGCUCCGUUUUUAAAGCAAAAAAAAAAAACAAUAUAAUGUCAAUUAUAUUAACAGCAUUAAUAUAAUUUAUUAAUUUCACCUUAGU
This is a messenger RNA of Melanaphis sacchari, 1582 nucleotides long. RefSeq names its product branched-chain-amino-acid aminotransferase, cytosolic (gene Bcat). Gene Ontology annotation, cellular component: mitochondrion. Gene Ontology annotation, molecular function: branched-chain-amino-acid:2-oxoglutarate transaminase activity. Gene Ontology annotation, biological process: L-leucine biosynthetic process; L-valine biosynthetic process. Bases 81 to 1373 code for a protein of 430 amino acids. The transcript is spliced from 8 exons. NCBI's taxonomy places the organism in Eukaryota, Metazoa, Arthropoda, Insecta, Hemiptera, Aphididae. The record is from RefSeq and is a predicted model, not a curated record.